Messenger RNA from Sinocyclocheilus rhinocerous, 4252 nucleotides. Its product is annotated as coiled-coil domain-containing protein 136-like. Lineage: Eukaryota; Metazoa; Chordata; Actinopteri; Cypriniformes; Cyprinidae. Gene Ontology annotation, cellular component: acrosomal membrane. The transcript is spliced from 9 exons. The record is from RefSeq and is a predicted model, not a curated record. Gene Ontology annotation, biological process: acrosome assembly; single fertilization. The coding region runs from base 313 to 1695 and encodes 460 amino acids.
CGAGAGAGCGAGGGGGAAGGAAGGAGGGAGGGGAGGCGAGAGGAGGGCACGCAGUAAACGACACAUAAUGCACAGCGAGUAACGGGAAUGUAAGCUGUCAGUGUCCUGAGCUGCACACAGAUCUCAUUAAAGGAUGUAUCGACCAUCGCAGCACAGUGUGUGUGGAGCCUGACAUUCCUCGCAGGGCUGUGUGUGAGUGUCCCUCCUGUUUUCUGACCAUUAUCACUGCGCCUGCUUCAUUGGCGAGCGUGUGUUUGGACAUCUAACCCCCCUCCAACCCCCCACUUCCUGAGGCCUGUCGCCACGACAACCAUGGACUGCGGAUUGCGUCUGCCGCCUGUCAUUGAGGAGGUCUUGGAUCCUGCAGAUGAUGUGUGCGACUUGAAAGUGGAGCGGCCAGGUAUAGGCAGCGAAAUGACGGCCAAAGAGCGAGGCUCGCUGGAGGACAACGAGGAGAGAGACCAGGAGGAGGUGGAGGCCGGAAAUGGAGAGAAGGGGCAGGAGGAUGAGCGGGAGAAGACGGAGGUGAAGGAGGAGGAGAAAGAGGGGGCAAGAGAGGAGCAAAGAGGAGUGGAUGAAGAAGAUGAACUAGAGGUGCUGAGGUCGCAGGUGGUGCAGCUGCUCCUGGAGCUGGAGGAGACCAGAGAGGUGUCGCAACGACACGAGGAGAGCUACAACGAGCUUCAGGGUCUUUUGGAGGAAGAGCGGCUGUCAAGCGCCCACCAGGCCGAGAGCUUUACGAGACAGAUCCAGAGACUUCAAGCCCAGCUGCGUUCAGUGCAAGAGGAGCUGGACAGUCUUGAGGAGGAGAAGGCCAGUGAGCUGUGGGAGGCGCAGGAGGAGCUGCAUGCGGCACAGGAGGAGGUGCAGGAGCUGCAGCAGGCGGCGGAGGAGGCGGCAGCUGAGCGAGAGAAUGACAUCGCCCUGCUGCAGGAGGAACUGUGCCGUCUGCGCGCCACGCUGGAGCGUCUGCGGGGCACCACGCAGGAGUACGAGCUAGAGCUGACCACACUGCGGGCCGAAAUCAGCAUGAAGAACCAGUGCAGAGAAGAGCAGGAGAAAGCAGGAGGAGAAGGUGACAUGGACCAGCUGAUGGAGGAGUGUCGCUGCUUGAAGGACGAGUGUCAGACUCUGAAGAACGACAACAAGCAGCUCUCUGAGAAACUGGAGAUGUUGGAGCAGCAGCGAGCCAGCUCAGCUGAUUCAUGCCUGGCCCUCAAAGCAGAGCAGAAUGAUGGAGAAAAUGACACAGAAAAAGAUGUAGAGAAAGAGGUGAUGGCCGAGGGUUUCGUCAGCACGUUGGAAGUAGGAGGUGGGAAUCCGGUGGAUGCUUACACCCAAAAGAACAUCUCCUUUGAGGGGAAACCCAUCACCCCGAUGGGGAUGAGUGGAGGGUUUUCGGAGGUGUUCUCCCUCAGAGACCAGCUGAAACAGGCCGAGGAGAAAGCAUCACAGGUCCAGAGAGAGUGUGAGGGACUAAAGGGAGAGCUUAUGGAACUGCAGGGGCUGUAUGAGAGCAGCCAGAGGGAGAGGGCGGAGCUAGAGGCGGAGCUGCAGCAUUGUAGGGCGGAGCUUGAUCGGCUGGCUGGGAGGAAGGCUCAGGAGAGUGAGGGAGACUGGAACCUGGUGAUGGUUGUUGCAGUGGCAGCAGCAGCAGUUCUACUCAUUCCCUGUUUCACCAGAGCUCUGGCCUGAGCGCUGGACAGGAAGUGACCUCAUCGUCCCACUCUGCCCAUGGUACACAAUUCUAUCACCCUGACCACACUUAACCACCAAUGGGAACCGAAAACCACCACUCACCUGGGAACACAAUAACACAUGGCUUCCAAACUUGACGCUUUUGGGUGUGCAUCGUGAUGCUGGUUGUUUGCCGUCUCAACUGCUUUGCUCUGCUUUUGUAGACAAUCAUAUCCGUUUCGACCAGCAGUGCUACAGACACUGACGCCAUGCUGUGAGUAUUUAAACGGUCAGAAUGGACGACGACUCUGAGAGCUUCUGAUUGGUCUGGCUCCCUGCUUUCCAUUUCAUCAGUUGUUUUCUUUCCCAAAACUAUUUGCCUUAUCACUUUUCGAUAGAAAAUUUGCACAUUUUACCUCUAUAAACAGAUUCCCGAUCGCUUGGGGACCGAAGAGGACGCCGUUCUUCAUCAACAAUGCUUUGGAUGCAGCAUAUUGCUUUGUGCUUCAUUGCUUUUGGAAUAGGUAGGAGCAUGCAGUACUUAUUUAAUCUUCCUGAAUCUUCCCAUGUUGAAUAAUUACUUACCAAAGUCUCAAUAUUGUCAGAAUCAUUUGUGUUUAGGUUCAAUAACUGAGAACUUCUUUCACUUUCGAGCACGUUCUCUUUGGUUUCAAAAACUCUGUAGGUAUCUGUACAGUACUUCUCUAUAUACUAGCAAAGGAGAAUACUCAUGUAAUGCAUACUAUUUGUCAUUUUUACAUUAAUUUUGGUGAAAAAAUUCAGAGUUUGAAGAUUCCAGGUGGGUUAAGGUUAUUCUAGCAAGUAAAUGUGCUUAUUUUAAACUUACACAGAUAUUUUUGUAUCUGAAUUGUUUAUUCCAAGACAUGAAAUUUGUAGAUUGAUUUUAUGUGUGUAGAUUGAUAAAUUAUGCUAAAGAGUGAUAGAUAUUUUUAUAGAAGGGUUGGCUAAUGCAUACACUAAAAGAACACUAAAAUAAGUGUAAUGAACAAGCACAGUUCUACUGUAAUUCCACUGAUGUUGCAUUGAUAAUUUCAUCUGAGGUUAUUUGCCGUUUUUUUUUUUUUUUUUUUGCAUGUUUGCAAUGACAAAACACAGCUGACAUAUAUAUCUAUACAAUCUCUUCUCUGCAAGGAAACUGACAAGAGUUUGAAAGGUUUUACAUUUGUACAAAAUGUCAUGAAAAAGUGGUUCUCAACUGGUGUCUGGACCCAAAAAUGAGAUGCAGGUUGUUUAUUUUAGGAAAAACUGUCCUAAAAUAAAGUUAAAAUACUGUAGCAAAAAUAAAAAGCUUAUAAAAAUGCAAAAUAAGACCUGGAAUGCUUUCCAUAUCAUUUGUAGUGAGUAAAUCUUCCCAAAUCCUAUCAUGCAUAUCAUUGGACCUAUGCAGUUCAUGCUAAUAUUAAUAAAUGUUAAUGAUUUACCUUUUUUUUUAAAAAUACAAAAACUAUUUUAGUAAUGUAUUUGGUAUCAGUGUAAAAACCAGCUGAGAACUACUAUCAUAAACCCUUACAGAACACCGUGACAGAUGUUUCUUACAAUGCAAUUCAAAUCUGUAGCAUAAAUAACAUAAAUAGCAUGAAUUGAGUAGCUAGCUAACAAGAGUGAAACUUCCAUACUGCCUUUCACCCAAAAAAGUUAUAAUGAUAAGAAACUUGUCUUAAAUGAUGUAUAUUUCACUAAAGACGUUUAAAACUGAGAAAUAUGUACUUAUAUGUAGCUUUUUACAUCAGAGGUCACAAUUUUGAGGUCUUUGGGUGGAUGGGGAUUAUUACAGAUGUACCUUCCUGUAUGAAGAUUAAUAAUACUGUCACUGAACUCAUAUCCAUCAUGUAAUUAUUCUGGUAAAUGAAUGCUUUGAGCCUCGAGGUACUAUUGGUACGAACAGAAUCUAUGACUUUAUACUAACAGUAUCUAUUGCUAUAUAACCGUUUCUGGUAUACACGCAAGUUGUCUUCACCUGAUGUCUUUUAGUGUCAUUUUCAACAAACAGCACAAAGUAGACUUCUUAUCAAAGUGACUAAAUCAUAGUAGACAUAUUUGCUUGCAGGCAGCUGACUAGCGUUGUGGCAGUUAUCUUUGUAGUGUGGUUUUAAGACCUGGCAUUAGUUGUUAGUCUCAGUGUUUGGGAAUAUCUGCAGUAUCCCAAGGUCGUUCCAGUGCCGUUUUCUGCUAUCCUGUUGAUAGACUCAGAACUCCGUGGUAGCACAACUGAAUGUUCAAUGUAUCAGUGGUCAGCUGACUUUCUGUAAGACAGUGCAUGCUACACAGUGAUUUGUCUUUGAAAUAAACGUGCUAUUUGCCCUGUACUGCAUUGGAAGGUUUGUUACUUUGAUGAAAUGGAAUUUGUAAACGUGUUUCACAUCAGAAGGAGCAAAUUUAUUUUUCUCUUCCACUCAGCACUUGUAAAUGAUGUAAUAUGUACAGAUUGUUUAUUUUUGCAUGUCUGUGGCAGUAGAUUGUGCAUGCCGAGUGAUAGAAACCAGUGGUAGAUUUUAGCUCCUGUGACAAUUUCGUACGAUUAGACUUUGCAUGAUUUGUCCAACUCCAAGUUUAU